This is a messenger RNA of Pangasianodon hypophthalmus (striped catfish), 2279 nucleotides long. RefSeq names its product lipase maturation factor 1 (gene lmf1). The transcript is spliced from 11 exons. Gene Ontology annotation, cellular component: endoplasmic reticulum membrane. Lineage: Eukaryota; Metazoa; Chordata; Actinopteri; Siluriformes; Pangasiidae. Gene Ontology annotation, biological process: protein maturation. Bases 328 to 2067 code for a protein of 579 amino acids. The record is from RefSeq and is a predicted model, not a curated record.
UGGGGCCUGGUGCAGCAGCGCCGCUCAGUGCCGGUACCGGCGUCAGGAAGCGCAUCCGGCCAGUGAUCCGCUGUGGCGACCCCUAACGGGAGCAGCCGAAAGAGGAACAACACAACAUUAUAUUACAUUAGCGACGUCUCCACAAUUAUUAAGCAAAAAAAUAAGCCAAAUCUGUGCUUGACAAGCGUGUGUGUUCACGAUUCCUAUGACGAUGAAUAAUUUUCCAAGUCUAACUAUCGAGAUUCUAAGUAACUGGAGACAGAGCUUUGUAUGUCUAUAGCGCACACACUGUCACUGUAACGGCUGUGAGGCGAUUAAACUGCACGCAUGCGCAAACAACGCGCAAGUAUGGCGACUACCAGUGAGAACUUUGAGUGUAGGGAAAGCACUCUGAGGAGAAGAUACAAAGGCGAAACUCUUAGUUUGGGGGAACAGUCAGACAACAGCGAUAGUGAAACAGUUCAUCAAAAUGAGAAAUACAAUAAGAAAGAAAAGGUUGGGUUGGGAACAGGGACUUACUGGCUCACUAGGAUUGUGCUAUUGAGGUCUAUUGCCUUCGUGUAUUUUGUUGCCUUUACUGUGGCAUACAACCAGAACAAACAGCUGAUUGGGGAGAAGGGCCUCACACCUUGUGAAGACUAUCUGCGUAGUGUCAAACGCUAUGUGGGUGGUAAGAUCAGCAUGGCUGCGCUCACAUACGCUCCCACUAUUUUGUGGUUCUUGGACUGGGAAGACAUGAAUGCCAACCUAGAUGGCAUUGCCCUGGCAGGACUGGCACUUUCUGGCUUUGUCCUCUUAUUAGGCAGGGCCAACAUGAUUAUCAUGGCAGUGCUGUGGAUCCUGUAUCACUCUAUAGUGAAUGUUGGACAGCUGUGGUAUUCCUUUGGUUGGGAGAGCCAGCUACUUGAGACAGGAUUCCUCGGUAUUUUUUUGUGUCCUUUAUGGAGUCUUGCACAAAUUCCCCGUCACUGUCCACCUUCUCUCAUCUCCAUCUGGUCUUUCCGCUGGCUCAUAGUGCGAAUCAUGCUUGGGGCAGGGUUGAUCAAGAUCAGAGGAGAUCGUUGUUGGAGGGACUUGACCUGCAUGGACUAUCACUAUGAGACACAGCCUGUUCCUAACCCCAUCUCAUACUUUUUGCACCACACCCCUUGGUGGUUCCAUCGUUUCGAGGCCAUAAGUAAUCACUUUAUUGAGCUCAUAGUGCCUUUCUUUACUUUCAUGGGCCGACGCAUGUGCAUGGUAAAUGGAGUCCUGCAAAUCCUCUUCCAGGCAGUUCUUAUAAUCAGUGGGAACCUUAGUUUCCUGAACUGGCUAACUAUAGUACCAAGUAUAGCUUGUUUUGAUGAUGCAGCCUUAGCAUUUCUGUUUUGGCCCAUUCGACAAACUAAUCAGACCUUACUGAAGAUGCAGAAUGAGGAGGCAGCAGGACAAACAGCUACUAAAGGCAUGCUCAUUAGACGUGUGGUUAAUGUGGCUUUUGGAAUUUUAAUUGCAUAUCUGAGUGCUCCUGUGGUGAUCAACCUCCUAAGCCCUAGACAGGUGAUGAAUACGUCUUUUGACCCUCUCCGCAUUGUCAACACUUACGGGGCUUUUGGCAGCAUUACUAAGGAGAGAACAGAAGUGGUGUUCCAGGGCACGCUGAAUGCUACACAUUCUGGUGAGGGUGUUGUAUGGGAAGAGUAUGAGUUCCUGUGCAAACCUGGAGCUCUAGAUAGGACACCUUGCCUCAUUUCCCCUUAUCACUACAGACUGGAUUGGCUGAUGUGGUUUGCUGCCUUCCAAACAUAUGAGCAGAAUGAAUGGAUCAUUCAUAUAGCAGGCAGACUCCUAGCGAAUGACUCCACUGUGCUCUCAUUAAUGGACCACAAUCCAUUUCAGGGCAAAGACAAACCUCGGUGGAUACGAGGAGAACACUUCAGAUAUAAGUUUACCAAACCUGGCAGUGCUUCCGCAGCCAAGGGGAAAUGGUGGGUCAGAAAGCGCAUUGGGCCUUACUUCCCCCCAGUCAAUUUGGAAGGCCUCAGAAAGUACUUUCGGUCAAGAAAUUGGCCGCUACCAGAUAUCUGAAUAGGUCACACUGACAUCAGUUUACCACACAAAAAGCAUGAGCACCUUGAAAAAUUCAGGCAACUGUGUUGGCACAUGUGUUAGAAGUACUCUAAGGACACUGCACAUAGGUGCAGAAGAUAUAAACAUAUUUGUUGCAAUAUGUUAAAGUUCAAAUGAUAUAUGUAACAUAAAAAUAAAUUUCAAAAUAAAUAAUGAAAUGAAUGAUUAUA